Hirundo rustica (Barn swallow) is the source of this 1015-nucleotide messenger RNA. RefSeq names its product TNF superfamily member 15 (gene TNFSF15). Gene Ontology annotation, cellular component: membrane. Lineage: Eukaryota; Metazoa; Chordata; Aves; Passeriformes; Hirundinidae. Gene Ontology annotation, molecular function: tumor necrosis factor receptor binding. Gene Ontology annotation, biological process: immune response. Bases 1 to 720 code for a protein of 239 amino acids. The record is from RefSeq and is a predicted model, not a curated record. The transcript has 4 exons.
AUGGAGCCCGCGGUGGAGAUCGGCGAGGAGGCUGCGGCUGCCGGCCCCGGCCCCGGCGUGCAGCUCCGCCGGGACUUGCGGAGGAUCCGCUGCGCGCUGCUGCUGUGCCUGCUGGCCGUGCUGCUGCUGAUGCUGCCCACCGCCUACCUGCUGCUCGGGAACCUGCGGGCGCCCGGCUCCUGCGGCGGCCAGGUCACCGAGGAGAGGGGCCCUCACUUUCUCAAGCAACGAGCAGUGGCUGCAGUUAUGGGCACUCUUUCCAGUGCAGAGAAGCCACGAGCUCACCUGACAGUGAAGAAGCAGGACCUGGCCAGUACCGUGGGGAGCCACCUGCCCAUCCUGCAGUGGGAAGACAAGCGAGGCCUGGCCUUCACCAAGAACAACCUGAGCUACUCCAGCAACGCCCUGGUGAUUCCCGUCUCCGGGGACUACUACGUGUACGCCCAGGUCACGUUCCGGGGGCCCGUGGAGAGCAGCCACAAGCCCAGCUCUGUCACCGAGAUCAUCACCAAGGUCACUGACAGCUACCCCGAGCCCACCCAGCUGCUGACGGGCACCAAGACCCUCAGUGAGAACGGCAAUGGUUGGUUCCAGCCCAUCUAUCUGGGCGCUGUUGUCUCCUUGGAGGUGGGAGACAAGCUGAUGGUCAACGUGAGUGACAUCAAGCUGGUGGAUUACACCAAGGAGCACAAAACUUUCUUUGGGGCCUUUCUGCUGUAGGGCUCAGGCAGCAGCUGGUGGGGGAUCCCUCGGGGGGACCUCGUUGGACUUUGGCUUUGUGGGCGCGUGUUGGGGUGAGAUCUCUGCUGUUUUCCUUCUUCACCUCCUUUAUCUUUUUCUUCUUCUGUGCCGUCACUCCCCUGCAGCUCACUAGAGCCCUAAUUUAAUGGGUAGGGAAAGAUGAAGCUGCAGGUUGAAGUGAAAUAACCAGCCCCUCCCCCCCCAAAAAAAAACAACAAAAACCAACCAAAAACUAACUCAGAAAAACCAAAAAAAAACCAAAAAAGCAAAAAAA